AUGGAGGUCCCACAGGGACUAGCAGUUGACAACCCAGGUUUAGUUUGUAAACUCAACAAAUCUCUCUAUGGCCUGAAACAGGCAAGCAGGCAAUUGUAUGCUAAACUAACAGAAGCUUUAUGCUCAAGGGGUUAUGCACAUUCAAUGUAUGACUACUCUUUGUUUUACAAGAAAAGUGAACACUCUUCUGUUUACAUAGCAGUGUAUGUUGAUGAUAUUGUAGUUAUAGGAACUGACAUUAUGGAGACCACAGAUUUAAAAACAUUCUUGAACAAUAACUUUACAAUAAAGGAUCUGGGAAGGCUGUAUUACUUCUUAGGACUGGAAGUUCUCUACAAAGAUGAUGGUGUAAUAAUUUCCCAGAGAAAAUUUACUCUUGACCUAUUGAAAGAAUACCAAUGCAUGGAUCACAGCAGCAUCAAUUCUCCAUUGGACCCCACUGUGAAGCUUAAAGCUAAGGAAGGAGAGAGGUUGACAGACCCCACUUACUACAAAAAGUUGAUAGGAAAGUUCAAUUUCCUCACCAAUACUAGGCUAUAUAUAGCUUAUAGUGUGCAACACUUAAGCCAAUUCAUGGAUGACCCCAGAGAACCUCACUUAACAGCAGCUUUCCAUCUGCUCAGAUACUUGAAGGGGGACCCCACCUUGGGCAUAUUCCUGUCUAAAGAUCAAGAUUAUACAAUCAGAGCAUAUUGUGAUUCAGAUUGGGCAGCAUGCCCAGAUUCCAGAAAAUCUGUGAGUGGUUAUCUUGUGUUGAUGGGGAGUAGUCCAGUUAGUUGGAAAUCCAAAAAGCAGGAUACUAUCUCCCUCUCCUCUGCAGAGGCAGAAUACAGAGCCUUAAGAAAGGUAGUGGGAGAACUGGUGUGGCUCAAUCGAUUGUUUGAAGAACUUAUAGCACCUUUUUCCAAGCCCAUUGAUGUGUUAUGUGAUAGUCAGUCUGCCAUGCACAUAACCAGGAAUCCUGUAUUCCAUGAGAGAACCAAACAUAUAGAAGUUGACUGUCAUUUUGUAAGAAGCAAGCUACAAGAGGGAUUGAUUUCAUUGCACCAUGUGGGAACAACAGAUCAGCUUGUAGAUAUUCUAACAUAG
This is a messenger RNA of Nicotiana attenuata, 1089 nucleotides long. RefSeq lists its product as uncharacterized. The transcript has a single exon. NCBI's taxonomy places the organism in Eukaryota, Viridiplantae, Streptophyta, Magnoliopsida, Solanales, Solanaceae. The record is from RefSeq and is a predicted model, not a curated record. The coding region runs from base 1 to 1089 and encodes 362 amino acids.